Molecule: messenger RNA, 6595 nt
Organism: Stegostoma tigrinum
Lineage: Eukaryota; Metazoa; Chordata; Chondrichthyes; Orectolobiformes; Stegostomatidae
Gene: skic3
Product: SKI3 subunit of superkiller complex
Exons: 41
Coding region: 1120-5811 (1563 amino acids)
Cellular component (GO): Ski complex
Molecular function (GO): protein binding
Source: RefSeq, a predicted model, not a curated record
GGGGUGGGGCUGGGAAGGUAGGUGGGAUGGUGGUAGGUGAGAGCAGGUAGGGAGUUGUGGGAAUUGUCAGUGAGGUGGGAGGACUGGAAAGAUGGGCGAGAAGAUGGACAGGUUGUGUCAGGUCAAGGAGGUGGGGAUGCAAGGGAGGGCUGAUCAUGGGAUGAUACUAGGGGUGGGGAGAUUUUGAAACUAGUUAAGUCCACAUUUAGCCCAUUGGGCUGUAGGCUCUCAAGGCGGAAUAUGAGGUGCUGCUCCUCCAAGAGGUUAGUGGGGUGAUAUGUGAGGACAAGGGGAAUUCCGUCUUUGUUUUUGUUGGGGGAGGGGGAAGAGAGAUAUGUCCUCACAUAUCACCCCACUAACGUCCGUAUCCAAUAUAUCAUUCUUCGCCACGUACAAUCCGACCCCACCAGCAAAGUGAUAUUUCCCUCCCCACUCCUACCUGCCUUCCAUAGAGACUGCACUCUCCACAACUCCCUUGUCCGCUCCACAGUCCCCACUAGCCCCACCGCUCCUAGCACCUUUCCCUGCAACCGCAGUAAGUGCUACACCUGCCUCUACACCUCCCCACUUACCUCCAUUCAAAGCACCAAACAAACCCUUCACAUGAGACAGAGGUUCACCUGUACAUCCGUCAACGUGGCUUAUUGCAUCCACUGCUCCCAAUGUGGCCUCCUCUACAUCAGUGAGACCAAGCUGAGGCUCAGGGGCCGCUUUGUUGAGCACCUGUGCUCUGUUCAUGACAAACGACAACACCUUCUGGUCGCCAGCCAUGUCAACUUCCCCUCCCACUCUCUGGGCAACAUGUCCGUCCUGGGCCGCCUCCACUGCCACAAUGAUGCCACCCAGAAACUGCAGGCGCAGCACCUCAUAUUCCACAAGGAAGCCUACAGUCCAAUGGCCUAAAUGUGAGCACACCUAAUUUCUGAGCUCCCUUCCCCCUCCCCCAUUUCUGAAGAAGGGUCAUGACCCGAAACAACAACUUUCCUGCUCCUCUGGUGGUGUCUGCCCUGCUGCGGUCCUCCAGCUCCACACUGUGUUAUCUCUGCCUCCAGCAUUGGCAGUUCUUACUAUCUGUACUCUUCGUGGCUAAGAAAACAAGAAGUCUACUAGACCGGGAAAAUGUCCAAUAAAGAAGUGAAGGCCACCUUGAAAAAUGCAAGGGAAGCUAUAAGAAAUAAGGAAUUUAAAGAGGCGUUGAAACACUGCAAGGCUGUGUUGAAACAAGACAAGAAUAACUACAAUGCCUGGGUUUUUAUUGGAGUUGCUGCAGCAGAAUUGGAACAACCUGACCAGGCGAAGACUGCGUACAAAAAAGCCACAGAACUUGAUCCAGACCAGUUGCUGGCAUGGCAGGGGCUGCUAAAUCUUUGUGAGAAGAACAAUACGUCUGACAACAAGCAUGAGCUGUUGGGAAUUUAUCAGAAGCUAAUGAAAUUGUAUGAAAGUUCAGACAAACAGAAAUGGCAUGAAGUCUGCUUAAAGCUAGUUGAUCUCUACCAUCAAGAAAAGAAUUAUCUAGAGGUUGCCAAAACAUGGAGUCGAUUGAUACAGCUAAAACAAAUGGACGGAGCUAGUAAACAAGAGCUUCAUCAGAUGUGGAGGAAGAUGAUCCAGUUACUUGCAGACAAAGUAGAGAGUCAGGAUAAUGAAACCCAGCAGCUGUUGAUAACAGCUUUUGAAAAUGUCCUUUCUUCCAUGGACAAGAUUCCAAGUGAUAGCCAUCAGAAACUUUCCACCGAUUAUGUCAAAUUUCUAUCAAAGCUGCCACAUGAAGAAAAUAAGCUAAAACUAGCAUGUGAAACUUUGAUAACCCAAUAUCCUAAUUCAUCAUCUUCACUUGAACUACUUGCCAUGCAUUUUAUCCAGAAAGAAUGCUUUAGUGACGAAGCUUUACAAUGUUAUUCAAGACUUAACACAAUUGAACCAACAAAUGGGCUAGGCCUUAUUGGAGUUGGAAUCAAAGCUAUGCAAGAAAAGAAGUAUGAAGAAGCUGCAAAGAACUUAACUGAAGGAUUAAAGCAGGCACCUUCAGCAAUUACAGCAUGGCUUUACCUAGCAGAUAUCCACCUCCGGAUGCACAAGUGUGAAGCAACAAUUACCUCCUGCAGACGUGGUUUGGAGCUGUUGGAAAGCAGUGGCCAUUAUGGGAAUGCACAAAAAAAACAUAAGUUGCUUCAUUUACAAGCAGAAGCAAUGAUCAAAUCUGGUGAUGCAAAAAAUGCAGAGCAAGCCUUUGAUAUCUUGGAACAGCUUCCAGGCUCCAAUGAAACAGCAGUACUUGCUUUGAAAGGACAGGCUUAUUUGAACAAGGGUCAGAUGAAACCAGCAUCUCAGAUUGCAACAGAACUAAUGGCAUCUUAUCCUGAAGUGGCUGAAACAUGGGAACUCCAGGGCCUCCUUAAUUAUACCCAAAAGGAUUAUAUGCAAGCAGAACAAAGUUUCCAGAAAGCCCUGAAAAUGAAAGCAGACUGUGGAAUAUAUUACUACUACCUUGGACUAACUUAUUGGUUCAUGGGGGAGGUGACAAGAAAAGACAAAUCUAAAACUGCUACACAUUUGUUAAAGGCUGCCAAGUUGGAUACGUACAAUGGAAGAACAUUCUGCUACUUAGGCCACUACUAUCAUGGCAUAGUACAAGAUAAAAACAGAGCUCGUGGUUGCUACAAAAAAGCCUUUGAGCUAAAUAAUGCUGAUGAAGAAGCAGGAGCAGCUGCUGUUGAUCUCAGUGUUGAACUUGGAGAUAUGGAGACUGCUCUUGCAAUUCUGAGGACAGUAACUGAUCAGUCAAGUGCUGGAACAGCCAAAUGGGCUUGGCUUAGACGAGGACUUUACUACAUGAGAACCAACCAGAAUUCACAAGCUGUGGCAGAUUUACAAGCAGCCUUGAGAGCAGACCUAAAAGAUUCAAAUUGCUGGGAAUGCUUAGGAGAGGCAUAUCUCAGUAGAGGAGGUUACACUGCUGCUUUAAAGGCUUUCACUAAAGCCAGUGAACUGAAUCCAAACUCCGUAUACAACAUUUACAAGAUUGCAGCCAUUAAACAGAUUAUUGGCAAGUAUGCAGAAGCAGUUACAGAGUAUAAACAGAUAAUUCAGAAUUCAAAGAAAUAUGUUCCCGCCCUCAAAGGCCUAGGUGAAUGUUAUUUAAUGAUGACCCGAAAUGCCCUUGAUGAUUGUUUAGAUGGAAGGGCUUUGGAUUCAGCAGAAGAGGCACUUCAGUACUUAGCUAGAGCUGUACAGAGUCGGCCUGAUGUAUCCUGUCUGUGGAAGCUGAUAGGAGAUACAUGCACUACACUCCACGUUUUGUCACCAGCAAAAGUCAACAUUGGAGUCUCUGCCAUCCUCAUUGGACAGGAUGAAAAGAGAAAUAUGCACUACUUAGAUAAAAAUGAACUGCUUCAACUAGGAGGAAGAUGCUACGGACGGGCCCUUACAUUGAUGUCAACAUCUGCCAAUCUGUGGUGUGACCUUGGUGUGAACUACUAUCGACAGGCUCAGGCUACUGCGGAAGGGAAUAAAAUGUCCGAGUUAUUGAAAAAAGCACUACUGUGCCUCAAAAAAUCUGUGAUGUUGGACAGCCAAAAUCAUCAUCACUGGAAUGCACUUGGAGUUGUUGCAAGUUAUAAAGGUAUUGAAAAUUAUGCUCUUGCACAACAUGCCUUUAUCAAAUCUGUCCAGGUUGAACAAAAUAAUGUAGUGGCCUGGACCAACCUGGGAGCAACUUAUUUAAAGAACGAAAAUAUUGAGCUUGCCCAUGAAGCCUUUAAGGUAGCCCAGUCUCUGGAACCAUCGUAUGUUAUGUGCUGGAUUGGACAGGCACUAAUUGCUGAAGCUGUUGGCAGCUAUGAGACAAUGGAUUUGUUUAGACAUACCACAGAGCUUGGUGUUAAUAUUGAAGGAGCCAAAGGUUAUGCACACUGGGUGUGUACAACACUACAGGAUAAAUCGAACAGAAAUUCUGAAUUGUACAAGUACAACAUUGUACAAAUGAAUGCAAUAUCUGCUGCACAAGUUGUCAUGAGCAAAUAUACAGAGAGAAUUCAGACUGAUGCAACAGCUUUCACAAUGCUGGGUUAUCUAAAUGAGUAUCUAAGCCUGAAAAAACAAGCAGAAGAGGCAUAUCACAGAGCAUUUGUGCUACUCCAGAAUACUGAAGAUGAAGAAAAACUUAACUGUGCUCAGAGAAAUUGGAUGCGAGCUUUAUGUGCUGCAGGUCAGUAUGAGAAGGCCAUCCAGACUUACAAGUUGAAUCCACUUGUGGAGUUUGAUGAUAUAAUUUGUCUUGCUCUGGCUUACUUGAAGAAAGGGCUUCUUCAAGAGAGUGCCAAAGCUUAUGAAAAGGCUUUAACUAUUGCCCGUACAGAGAAAGAGAAAGCACACAUAAUGAUUGCACUUGCAAUGAUUGCCUUCAGAGAGGGUAGAAUGGACAAUGCCAAGACUUUACUCUUCAAAUGUUCCAUGCUGAAGGAGCCCAAUGUAGAAAGUCUGCAGGCUUUAUGUGCUCUGGGUCUGUUGAAGAAGGAUACCACUCUCACUACAGCAGCACUUAAUGAACUACUCAAAUGUUCAGAUAAAAUCAACUCAACCUAUGAAUCCUGCCUUCUUUCUUCAGGAAUGUUUUCUUUGCAAGCUAACAGUUUAGCUGUGCAGAGACAGGCAGCUAAAGCUGUCCAUAGCAAUCCAGCAGAUCCUGCCCUUUGGACAUUAUUAUCCAGACUUGUUCCACAACAUACUCCCCAGAUGGCAGAAGGUGGAGUAGUGGCUGGCAGUAUUGCAGAGAUUUUAAGUUCCCAUCAGACAAAGAAUGCACUUUUGUUCAGUGCUGCAAAUCAGUUGGCUGCAGGUAAACAUGCAGCAGCCAAUGAACCAAAGAAUGCUUUAAAAACUAUUCAAAAGGCCGUUCAUCUCUAUCCAGAUGAUCCUGCUGUUUGGGCUAGUUUAAUGGCAGCUUGUCACAUGGAAAAUACAUUAUCCCGUUUAGAAAACACAAAACCAAAGCAUACUGCAUUAGAGGAGAUGUUUGUCACAACAAUCACCACCAAGGUUGAAACAGAGAAGACCAUGCCAACUCCUUAUCUUCAGUCCCUGGAGAACUGGUCUCUGCAACAAGCUGCAACUGGGUUAAAAGAAGUGGGCAGGCACUCUGAAGCUGAAGUCUUCUGCACUAAAGUUCUAAAGAGGCACCCAGAGCAUCCCAUGGUGUUCCUACUGCUGAGGCAAGUUCAAUGUGAACAGCUGUUGCUUUCACAGCAGCGGCUUCCAGAUACAGUUUUAGGAGAACUGAAAAAGGCAGUGAUGUCGAACUUCACAUCAGUGACAGCUUGGCAUUGGCUGGCAGAAGUAUAUAAAUCUCAGGGUUUAAUGAUAGCAGCAGAAAUGUGUUACAGGCAAGGAUUGCAACUAUCUUCACAGCAAGGCAAUAUGAAUGGUAAACUGUCAAGUCUACUCAGAUUAGCAUUGCUCGCCCUGUCACUCAGUACGAUGAAAGUUCAAAGUAAUCGAUGGACAUCACUAGUCAAAGAAGCAACCGGUGAAGCUCAAAAGAUCUCUUUUUGUCCUCUUGCUGGUCUAUUCCAAGCACUGCUGCAAUUUGUAGUUAAAAUGGGAGCAAGGGAAACACGACGGCUGCUCGAGAGAGUGGUGUAUCAGCCAGGUUACCCGGAGAGCAUUGUAUCAGUUGGCCGUUGGUACCUCCUCCGACAUUUGUGGGCCAAAAAUGAUGAUGAACUUAUCACAGUAUUACUUCAAAAUGCCAAAAUGAAAGGAGAUUCUAGAGUUGAAGAGUUGCACAAGAAGCUUAUUGAAUCAUUUUAAUAACUAAACAAGAACAAAGAUUGAACUCAAAUGCAUGCACAAUAAAAUCUUGCAUUGUAAUUUAUAGAUGCAGCCACCAUAUUACUUAGAUUUCGGGUUGUCAAAAAGCAGUAACUGUGGCUGGCUUUUUUUUUGAAGCAAUUUGAAUACAGUACGAUUUGUUGCACUUUGGCUAUAUUGAAAAAGACUGCGAAUAUUUAGACUUGUUUUCUCUUCUGCCAUCAUAUUUCCUGCACUUUUCAUCUUAAAAGCUGAAAAUUCAAAUAUACCAUCAUGACUGGGAAGCAAGCAGAUUUCUUUAUUUCUGAUUGAAUGCCUUCAUUUUAACUUGACCAAUGACCUGUAUCAUUAUAGUAUAAAUACACCAAAACAAUCAUGUUUAAACAUUUUGUUGCAAAGUGUAAUGUAAUGUUACGAUUAAACUAUGUACUCCUAUCAUGAUUUCCUACUGAAGCCUAUAGUCAUGUUUGCAUUUUGUUGAAUUUUUUUCUUUUUUGUUUCACUAAUUCAUUUAAGACAGAAAUAUCAUUUGUGCUUUGCAUCAAAUGUAUUUAAUUUUGUCAAAUUACUAUGCAAUAGCAACCAUUUCUGUACUGAAUCUGGAGUAAUCUUCUGAAAUGCUGCUUCAAUUAAGAUUAAAAAAACUUGAUCCAUAGAAAUCCUUAAGUACUUUAAAGAUGGAUCUUAUUGGCAAAAAAAAUGUUGCAAUAUCUCUUCCCUACAGCUUUACUUCAUGUGACUGGCUCUGUGUCUAAUUCAACCAAUAAAAAUGCAGAGGACUUUG